Messenger RNA from Capsicum annuum, 750 nucleotides. RefSeq lists its product as uncharacterized. Bases 1 to 750 code for a protein of 249 amino acids. NCBI's taxonomy places the organism in Eukaryota, Viridiplantae, Streptophyta, Magnoliopsida, Solanales, Solanaceae. The record is from RefSeq and is a predicted model, not a curated record. The transcript has 2 exons.
AUGGAAAAAGUUGAGGCAGCUGAUAUAAGGGUGAAGUUAUAUUUGGAAUUGGCCAGUUACGAAAAGUGGGCUAGGUCGUAUGCAACAGUUCACAGCGGAUGUACUUUGACUUCAAACAUUGCAAAGUCAAUAAAUGGAGUGCUUGUAUCAACUGGAGAACUGCCUAUUUAUGACUUUCUUGAGGAAGUUCGAUUACUGUUUGCAAAAUGGAAUUGUGCAAAUAGGCAGGAGGCUUCAUAUACCUUCACAACACUCAUUGGAAAGUUUAAUGACAUACUUAGUGAAAACGAGGCUUUGUGUACCCAUAUGACAGUUGUACCAGCCACAGAAUAUGUAUAUACGGUACACGACAAACAAAAGCACUUCAUUGUUUGCAUCAAAGAAAAGAAAUGCUCAUAUAAUGCUUUUCAAAUAGAUGAGAUACCAUGUGCACAUGCUUGUCCGGUGUUAGAGAAAAAGAAUUUUGAGAAGGAGUCAUACUGUUCUGAUUUGUUUAAACCAAAAACAGUUUUGAAGACAUAUGAUGUUCCAAUCUACCCGUUGUCACACAGUGAUGACUGGAUAAUUUCAGAGAUCACACUUGCUGAAAUAGUACUGCCUCCAAAAUACAAAAGACCUCUAGGAAUACCUACAAAGAAGGAUCGUAGAAAAUCAGGCCGGGAUAUGUCUGAAAAGAAGAAUAUCAACUCAUGUGGUGGUUGUGGGGCUAAGGGUUAUAAUAGGCGCUCUUGUAGGAAAUGUCGCAAAUGA